This is a messenger RNA of Prunus avium (sweet cherry), 918 nucleotides long. Lineage: Eukaryota; Viridiplantae; Streptophyta; Magnoliopsida; Rosales; Rosaceae. The record is from RefSeq and is a predicted model, not a curated record.
AGUGUUCCUAUAAGCUUCUGGUCUUGUUUACAUGUCGUAUAGAUGCUUAUAACAUAUCGAUUGGGAAUUAUUGUGAAGAGAAUCUCCAUGUGCCCCAAAAGUAUUGUCAUUAAUUGUUUUGUUUCCUUAAUUUUCUAGUACAAACAUGACUAUCAUCUGAUUGGACUCCACCUUCACAUAAACGAUAUUAGGUAAAUCAGAUUUCCUUUCUUUAAAAAAUUCCCUCAAAAAUUGAAGUUCAUUGUUAGGGGUGCCUGUGGCUCUAUUUUCAGGUCCAGAUCCAGGGCAGCAUACCUCAUCAUGACAACCUUCGUGAAAUGAAGUUGGAACUUUUGAAGAGACAUCACAGACCAGUCAGUAAAGAUGACAAUGGUUUCAGCUCUUCAAUGGAUUCUUUCACUAUCAAGUUGGGAAAUCAGGUCUGGUAGUGGAAAAGGGAAAGGAAUUCCACAAUCACUUCGUGCAUUUGCUCGUGUUCAAUGUUGCACCUCUCCUCAAGAACUUAGUGACCUGGUCGAGGAAGCUGCACAACAUGAUGGACGAUUGGCUCGGCGUCCUUUAACGAACAACUGCAGAGAGAUUAAAGCCCAUCAGAUGUUGAUAUCAACAUUAACCCAAUUAGCUGAGGAUUAUGAUGCAUCUGUUAAGUCUUUGGGGCCGGUGAGUUCUCCUGUUACGUGUGAAAGACUUUCUCACCGGAGGCAAAUGGCUCAGGAUCUCCUUAGUGGCGAGCUUCGUAUCCUCGAAUCUGCUUCUGCGUGGCUAAAGAACUACUGCGCAACCUUGAUGGCAAGUGACUGCCAUAGAGAUGGUGUAUGUUCUACAAAACUACCAAGGAGCAGAACUGAGAGGGGAGAGAUGUAAUAUAAUAGGACUGUAUCAGUGAGAUCAAACACUGGUACAAGUUGUAGAUUCAUA